AACUUUUUUUUUGUGUGUGCAAAACACCCAGAACAAGCCACAAGAGGGAAAAAAAUAGCCUAAAGCAGCCAAUCCUACACGAUGAAGCUAUAACAGGAGCUAACUGAACAUUCAUUGGGACUUGUAUUGUUUUAUGGGAAAUAUAUUCCUUUAGAUGUACUAUGGCGGUAGUAUCCUAUGAGUACAGUCAUAUGCUGCAUGAUAUCCCUCAGAACAUCGGUAGCAGCGUUAUCCCAGGGCCUGCCGCAGAAGAGACUACACUGCCCCCUAGUGGUUAUUGUGAUCCCCUCCACACCUUCCAUGUAUCUCAGUUCAAACAUGAGGAGGACUACUGGGACUGUGAAUUCCUGCAAAAUAACUUUCUUCAGCCUCCUGCAAGUGCCAUGGCCAACUAUUCCCCACAGACGACUAUCAGCCAAAGUCAUUUCCAGGCAUUUGCAGAAGCAUGGGGAACUGAAAUGUCCAAUCUUAUAUUUAUGCCCUCAGAUAACCCCCCUGACCAACCCCUGCCCUUUGUUCCUGGGACUCCAUUAGACUGCUAUGGCAGUUCUGAAGAAAGCAGUAUGGCCUCUGGGCACCACAUGGCAAUAUCUGAGACCGGGGCACUUAUCAAUGAUGGUCAGCUGAGCCAAGGCACCAUACACAACAAUGACUAUGUGCAACACUAUAUGAGAUAUUUUUACCCACAACCACCAAAGCCUGACCCAAUGCCAGCUACUGAACCCAGUACUCACUUCAAAACACACCCGGUGCCAAUUCUGCCAAGGACUUUUACUGACAACCUAAUGUGUUCAUCUAUGAAUCCUGCAAAAUGCUCUACAACCUCACAGUAUGUCCCGUCACUUCCCAAAGGAAAGAGAUCCAAACAUAGACGGCCCAAUUCAAACAAAACGGCUAUAAGCCACAAGUGCCCAUACACUGGUUGUGAAAAGUCGUACACAAAGAGCUCACACUUAAAGGCGCAUCUCCGCACACACACAGGGGAAAAGCCUUAUGUGUGCGGAUGGGAUGGUUGUUAUUGGAAAUUUGCCCGUUCCGAUGAGCUCACUCGCCAUAUACGUAAGCACACCGGUGUCCGCCCAUUCCAAUGUAAAAUGUGCCAGAAGAAUUUUGCUCGCUCGGAUCACCUGGCUCUGCACAUGAAGCGGCACAUAGUGAACAUUAGUCAACCAAUAUGACCAAAUCAAUAAAAAUGUCCAGCAGAAGUUGUGAUAUAUUGUGAACAGGUGUGAAUGGACAAUAACAAUGUUACAGGACAAGCUAUGGCAUUUUUAUGUACAUAAAUCAACUUGUAUGUGGCUGGUCAGAGGUGUUUGUUUUUGAGUAAUUAUACGAACAUUUAUGUUUAUUUUCCCUUUUAUGAUGACUUUUUUAAUGGUUUAACCAGAUGGCGGCAGAAAAUAGUGUCUUCUUCUGAAUCACUGUAAGCUCAAUCACCCGCCCCCGAAGAGGCACGGCCUUGUCACUUCCUGUUCAGGUGACACCCGGGGUGUUGCCGUGAGCUGAACUUUCCUUUUCCCAUCUCCGGUGUACAAUCACCAAUGCCUAGUGUAUUCCCUGAAGGGAUGAUUACAGAUACCAUUAACAACCCAACAGAAGGUCAAACCCAUCCCUACUUCACUAUGACAAAGAUUCUGCUUGAGUCCCACUUUUAACUAUAUCUCUAAAUAGAAGCUGUCUUAUGGGGAUAUGAAGACUGGGGGCCAGAUCCAC
Rana temporaria (common frog) is the source of this 1713-nucleotide messenger RNA. It is a transcript of the gene KLF1, whose product is annotated as Kruppel like factor 1. Gene Ontology annotation, biological process: regulation of transcription by RNA polymerase II. The coding region runs from base 162 to 1178 and encodes 338 amino acids. Gene Ontology annotation, molecular function: RNA polymerase II cis-regulatory region sequence-specific DNA binding; DNA-binding transcription factor activity, RNA polymerase II-specific. The record is from RefSeq and is a predicted model, not a curated record. NCBI's taxonomy places the organism in Eukaryota, Metazoa, Chordata, Amphibia, Anura, Ranidae. The transcript is spliced from 3 exons.